Molecule: messenger RNA, 939 nt
Organism: Paralichthys olivaceus (Japanese flounder)
Lineage: Eukaryota; Metazoa; Chordata; Actinopteri; Pleuronectiformes; Paralichthyidae
Source: RefSeq, a predicted model, not a curated record
UUCCACUCCGCCCCGACAGGGGGCGGUGUGGGUCGCUGGCUCUGUCAGCGGACUGUCAUGGCGGCGCCCUGUGUGAGGUUAGAGCGACUGAUGAAGAUGAGCUGAGAGAAGAAGCUGAACACGUGAACUCAGGUAUGAAUGUGAUGUCUUCAGUGAUGUCAUCAGCGAUGCGGGCAGCGCGGCGAGUCGUCCAUGCCGACCCGGCUCUGCUCCGCAGCUUCCUGUCUCCGCCCCUCCAUGGUCCUGCCCAGAGCCCCGCCCCCUUGCUCGCCUGUCAUCAGAACAGGAAGUAUGCCUCCAAACAGGUCAAAGGUCAAAAGAAAGAGCAGAAGAACCCGAAGGUCAAAGCCAAAGUGGACAAACAGGAAGUGGAGAUCAGUCAGAGGAUGACGGUGUCGGCUCUCGCUGAGGCCAUGAACAGAGACUGUGAUCACGUCUUCGAGGCCCUGCUGAACACCUCGGUGGAUCUGGACUCUCUGGAUCCAGACUCGGUUCUGGACGAGAACUGGAUCAAAGAGGUGGUGACUCGUUCAGGGAUGAAGUUCAAAUGGGCCAAUCUGAGCGAGAGCAAGAAGAGAACCAACAGGGACGCCCACCGCAGACCUCCAGCAGACCCGUCCAACCUGGUGUCACGCCCCCCUGUGGUCACCAUCAUGGGUCACGUGGACCACGGUAAGACCACCCUGCUGGACAGUCUGAGGAAGAGUCAGAUCGUGUCGAUGGAGGCCGGAGGAAUCACUCAGCACAUCGGAGCCUUUCUGGUUCAGCUGCCGACAGGUGAGAAGAUCACCUUCCUGGAUACUCCAGGUCACGCAGCCUUCUCCUCCAUGAGGGCCCGGGGAGCCAGUGCCACCGACAUCAUCAUCCUGGUGGUGGCGGCCGACGAUGGCGUCAUGAACCAGACGGUCGAGUCCAUUCAGCACGCCAGGAGAGCCAAAG